Tripterygium wilfordii is the source of this 2009-nucleotide messenger RNA. Its product is annotated as vicilin Jug r 6.0101-like. NCBI's taxonomy places the organism in Eukaryota, Viridiplantae, Streptophyta, Magnoliopsida, Celastrales, Celastraceae. The coding region runs from base 164 to 1849 and encodes 561 amino acids. The record is from RefSeq and is a predicted model, not a curated record. The transcript has 5 exons.
GCAGAGGACACUCGUCUCUCUGCAUGUAUUUCAAUUUUCCACUCUCAUCACUUCACUUCAUCUCUUACUCGAUCAGUUAAUCUCCGCUCUAUAAAUUCAGUACCCAUCUACAAUCUCUCCAUAGUCAAACCAAGAAAGCGAGCUUAAUAAGUCUAGAGCAAUAAUGGGUUUCCGGGGAAAGCUUUGUUUAGCCAUUCUGGUCCUCUCUGUUGUGGUUCUGGGUGCUCUGGCGACGAAAGACCCAGAACUUGAGACUUGCAAACACGAGUGCGAGCAACAACACCAAUAUGACAAGAAACAAAAGCAAGAUUGUAAAGAAGAAUGCGAAAGGUAUAGCAAAGAGAAGAAAGAGAGGGAGCGUGAAAGAGAAGGACAUGGAGGCCGUGGUGGUGACAGGGAGGAUGCGGAGGGGAUCAUUGAACGUGAAGAUCCCCAAAAGAAGCACCUGAAGCAGUGCCAGAGCCAGUGUGAGAGGCAAGCGGGACAAGAAAGAGCACUCUGUAGGCUCCGGUGCGCUCAGAAGUAUGGAGGAAAGUCUGAAGGAAGAGGAGAUGAAGAUGUUAGUUACAAAAGGCAGGAAGAAGAGGAGGAAGAGAGAGGAUCAGAGCAAGAAGAGAGGAACCCCUAUGUGUUUGAAGAUGAGCAUUUCAGUUCCGUACAUAAGACGGAGCAUGGCAGAAUCGAUGUCCUACAGAGGUUCAACAAGAGAUCCAAGCUUCUAAAAGGAAUCGAGAACUAUCGAUUUGUCGUUCUUGAGGCCAAUCCUCAAACCUUCAUUACUCCUUGUCACUUGGAUGCUGAAGCUGUGUUAUUUGUCGCAAAGGGAAGAGCAACCGUUUCGAUGAUCCAGGAAGACAAAAGAGAGGGCCAAAUCAAAAGAGAGAGCCAUAAUGUGGAAUGUGGAGAUAUUAUCAGGAUUCCCGCAGGCACUCCAGCUUAUAUAACCAACACGGAUAACAAUGAAAAGCUCACCAUUGUCAAGCUUCUCAUGCCAGUCAAUACUCCUGGUCACUUUGAGGUGUUUCACGGGCUAGGUGGCGAUAACCCGGAAAGCUUUUACAGGGCAUUCAGCAGGGAAGUGCUUGAAGCUGCCUUCAACACUGACUGGAAUAAAAUUGAGAGGGUCUUCAGGCAACAGAGUAAAGGAGCCAUUGUCAAGGCUUCCAGUCAACAAAUCCAAGGUCUGAAGCACCGCGAAGAAGGCGGUAGUAUCUGGCCUUUCGAAAAGGAAUCGAAAGGCUCAUUCAAUCUCUUCAAACAACGCCCAUCAACCUGUAACAACUACGGCCAACUCUUUGAAGCCAGUCCCAGAGAUUACAGGCAGCUUGAAGACCUUGACGUUACUGUCUCUUUUGCAAACAUCACCAGGGGAUCUAUGGCUGGUCCAUACUUCAACUCAAAAUCCACCAAGAUAUCCUUCGUGGUGGACGGCGAGGGACGUUUUGAAAUGGCAUGUCCUCAUGUCUCGUCUUCCGGCUCAAGUGAGAGGGACCGUAGCAAGUCCUCCUCGCGGGGAGGACAAAAGGGAAGUACAAGCUACCAGAGAGUAAGUGCCCGUCUGAGAGCUGGCACCGUGUUUGUAGUACCAGCUGGGCAUCCAAUAACAUCAAUAGCUUCAGCGAACAGCAACCUCCGGAUUCUAUGCUUUGAACUCAAUACAGAAGGCAACACCAGGUAUUUCUUGGCAGGGAAGAACAACGUUGUAAGUGAAAUGGAGAAGGAAGCUAAGGAAUUGGGGUUCAAUGUUCCAGCAGGAGAGGUGGAGAGAGUGUUCCAAAGGCAAGAUAAGGAGCUUUUCUACCCGGGACCGGAGAGUAGAGAGGAGGAGGAACGCCGUGCUUCUGCGUGAGAGAGGAGUUUUGGGUUUUGAGAGAGUAUAUAUAUAUGUAGAUAUACUUGUAACGUGUGUAAUGACUAAAUAAUGGUGCAGGCGCAUGUAAUUAAGCAAGGUGUAUGCUCUGUAAUGGUACGGCUGCUUCUAUAUUUCCGACUUAAAUAAGAGGGGCAGG